GGUGGUUUCAUGGUUGCUAAAUGCCAUGUCAAAAGAUAUAUCUGAUGCUUUUGUGUUUUGUAAGAACGCAAAGGCUCUUUGGGAUGAGUUGAAACAACGAUACGGCGAAAGUAACGGGCCAAUGAUCUAUCAGAUUGAGCGAGAUAUUGCUGGUUACAAGCAGAGCAACAGUACUGUGACAGAAUAUUACACGAAUUUGAAGAAGAAGUGGGAUGAAUUGUUAUGUUUGGCUCCAUUGCCUGUUUGUUGUGAAACAGGUACUGCUAUUACAGAUUAUGAAAACAAUAGGAGAUUGAUGCAAUUUUUAAUGGGAUUAGGAGAUGAAUACGAUAAUGUUAAAAAUCAGAUUCUUCUCCAAGAUCCGUUGCCACCUAUCAAUAAAGCAUAUUCAAUGAUUAUGAGCGUUGAAAAGCAAAGAGAAGUCCAAACAGAUAGCUCGACUUCAACUGAGACAGCUGCAGUAAUGCUUGCUAGACGAAAUUAUUCAGGUGGUCGAAAUAAUGCUGGUUCUGGAAAUAAUAGGAGCUAUUCUUCUUUCCGUAAAGAAGAAAAGAAGAAACAAUACUGCACUAAAUGUAAGAAUGGAGGUCAUACUGUGGAUGAUUGUUUUCUAAUUCAUGGGUAUCCAGAUUGGUUUCUUACUAUGCAGGAAAAGAAGGGUAUUGAUAUUAGUAAAUACCACAGAGCUAACAAUGUCAUUCGAGGUGCAGUGGAUGAGACCCCUUUGAAAUCAAUAGUGCAGCAGCAAAAGGGAGCAGAAAAUGUUGACAAAGGGAUGGCAGAAUUCUUUCAACAUGAAUUUCAGAAAUUUAUCAAAUCCAAGAGUGGCAGUGCUGAUCAGGAAGAUGGGGAUGUCAGACAAGUGAACUUUGCAGGAUUUACAGACUGAAGAGGUUUUGGCCAAAGGAACUGUCUUUGACGAUCUUUAUUAUUUGACAGCAGACUCUUUUAAUAGAGUUAGUAAUUGUAAUUCUGUUAAUCGUUGUUUUGAGCAUAAUAAACA
This is a messenger RNA of Manihot esculenta (cassava), 1003 nucleotides long. RefSeq lists its product as uncharacterized. The transcript has 2 exons. The record is from RefSeq and is a predicted model, not a curated record. Lineage: Eukaryota; Viridiplantae; Streptophyta; Magnoliopsida; Malpighiales; Euphorbiaceae. Bases 26 to 889 code for a protein of 287 amino acids.